ACUCAACUUGGACCCAACUAAAUUGAUGAAUGUCCAAUCGACCCGGAAUUGAAUGUGGGGCCUUACAAGGCAGGAGGAUAACAGUCAGUUACUUGUGAAGCCUUCAACAACGAGUGACAUAACAGCGAUUUCAACAGCCAAUUCGCCUCUCCUUAACUCCGUAAUCGCCCAAGAUGUCGUACUUUUUCGCUACCCCGGUGGAUAUUGAUAUCGUCCUCGAAGACAGCGAUGAGCGCCAAGUAGUCGACAUAAGAGAAAAACAGCGUCGCGAGAAGGCGCCGCUGUAUAUGGAUGGCGAGUCUGUUAAGGGGCAAGUCACAGUGCGCCCGAAGGAUGGGAAGCGUUUAGAGCAUACAGGAAUCAAGGUCCAGUUCAUCGGCACGAUAGAAAUGUUUUUCGACCGAGGCAACCACUACGAAUUCCUCUCGCUAAACCAAGAACUCGCGGCGCCGGGCGAGCUGCAGCACCCGCAAACCUUUGACUUCAACUUCAAGAACGUCGAAAAGCAGUACGAGUCGUACAACGGCAUCAACGUGAAGCUGCGGUACUUCGUGCGCGUCACCGUCGCCCGCCGCAUGGCCGACGUCAUCCGCGAGAAGGACCUCUGGGUAUACUCCUACCGUAUCCCGCCAGAGAUGAACUCCUCCAUCAAGAUGGACGUCGGUAUCGAGGACUGCCUACACAUCGAGUUCGAAUACAGCAAGAGCAAGUACCACCUCAAAGACGUCAUCGUCGGCCGUAUCUACUUCCUCCUCGUCCGUCUCAAGAUCAAGCACAUGGAGCUUAGUAUUAUCCGGAGGGAGACCACCGGCGCCGCCCCGAACCAAUAUAACGAGAGCGAGACCCUUGUGCGCUUCGAGAUAAUGGACGGUUCCCCCUCCCGAGGCGAGACAAUUCCCAUCCGCCUCUUCCUCGGAGGCUUCGACCUGACUCCGACGUUCCGCGACGUGAACAAGAAAUUCUCAACACGGUACUACCUAAGUCUGGUCCUGAUAGACGAGGACGCUCGACGAUACUUCAAGCAAUCCGAGAUCAUCCUAUAUCGGCAGGCUCCGGAUGCUGCCGCGAACGGAGACCCGCAAGGGGUAGUAUCGGUUCCGGAAUCAACGCGUCCGCCUCUACCACCACUCCAAGCAUGAAAUGGAUCUAAGUGAAGAAUAGGAUUAUGUCUGUUUUUGUUCUACUACUAUGUGUUGACCUGUUCUCUGUACAUUCUUAUUCACCCAAGGUCGAGCAUUGUCGGCACGGCGUUUAGUGGUCUUUGAUUAGCAUGUGAUCAAGUCAGAAGAGCCAAGGCGUUACUCGUGAGGGUUGUAAUUUAGUCAAGCAAAAAAAUCCCGUUGCAAUUCGCAUUUUUUCCUACCACGCAGGCCUGAGGUCUAUCUUAUAGCUCAGGAGGUAUCAUCCAGUUAAACAAGCCAUGUUAUACAUUUGCGAUCGUUCCCCAUUAUGAAUCGCUCUACCCUGAAAUCAUAGGAUCUCCAUCUCAUCAUCAGCGGCGAACCCGAAUUGGUCAUUGUGGAUCGCUGCGAUACGGUCAAGUUCGUCCUGAUACUCCUUUCGGAUAUCAGCCAGAGUUACCACUCUCCGCUUAGGAGUGCCGUUUGUGCCCGAUUUGGUUGGGUGCGGUUGACCUUCAAUUGUGAUCCAUGCCUGCUUCGGGUCUACACAACUCAAGACAUUGAUAAGCAUCAAGUAUUGUCUCGUCACAGCCGUGUCCAGAAUAUCAUCACCAGUUACCUGAU
Annulohypoxylon maeteangense is the source of this 1745-nucleotide messenger RNA. RefSeq names its product vacuolar protein sorting-associated protein 26. Bases 174 to 1139 code for a protein of 321 amino acids. NCBI's taxonomy places the organism in Eukaryota, Fungi, Ascomycota, Sordariomycetes, Xylariales, Hypoxylaceae. Gene Ontology annotation, cellular component: retromer complex; endosome. The record is from RefSeq and is a predicted model, not a curated record. Gene Ontology annotation, biological process: retrograde transport, endosome to Golgi; intracellular protein transport. The transcript is spliced from 3 exons.